CGUAUGUGAUUCACGUGAACUCAACAGGCUGUGGCCUAUUUAUACACGCAAGCCAAGGGAGAAAGGGAGACGUAACAAAGAACAAAAACUUCGGAAAUUCGACGGAAAAAAAAAACAAGAGUUUGGAGCCAUGAUUCUUCAGUUGCAGAGCAAGUGGGUUAAGCUUGACCAGAAAGGAGAUGGUCCAGGGGCAAGAAGCUCGCACGCCAUGGCCACGGUGGGCAACAAAAUCUACUCCUUCGGCGGCGAAUUCAAGCCGACAAUCCCCGUCGACAACCACCUCUUCGUUUACGAUCUCAAGACUCAGACAUGGUCCAUCUCUCCCGCCACAGGCGACAUCCCCAUGGUCACCUUCGGCGUCUGUAUGGUCGCCAUCGGAACCACCCUCUACCUAUUCGGCGGCCGUGACGAGGCCAAAAACUACAACGGUCUCUACGCUUACGACACGCUCACGAACAAGUGGGAGUUACUGUCUCCACCGGACGAGGGGCUUCCCGGUCGUAGCUACCACUCCAUGGCCGCGGACGACCAGAACGUGUACGUCUUUGGUGGCGUGACCGCUAACGGAAGGGUCAACACUCUCCACUCGUACAACAUCGUCGACAGGGAGUGGAAAGAGUUCCCGUCCCCCGGCGAUUCCUGUAAGCCGAGAGGCGCACCAGGGCUCGCAGUCGUGGACGGGAAGAUAUGGGUCAUCUACGGAUUCUGCGGACAUGCGUUGGACGAUAUUCACUGCUUCGAUUUGGCCGAAAACGAGUGGAAACUGGUCGAGACGACGGGCGAGGUCCCGCCGGCGAGAAGCGUUUUCGCGACGGCGGUCACGGGGAAACACGUAGUGAUAUUCGGGGGCGAGUUGGAGCCUAGCCCGCUGAUGCAUAUGGGGGCGGGGAGAUUCUGUGAUCACGUUUACGCGUUGGACACGGAGACGUUGGCGUGGAAGAUACUGGACAAUGCGUCGUCGGUCGGGACGGAGGUGGAUCAUCCGAGGCUGCGCGGGUGGUGCGGGUUCACGACUGCGGUCAAGGACGGGGAGGAAGGGCUGGUGAUUCACGGCGGGAACUCGCCGAGCAAUGAACGGCUCGGUGAUUUCUACAUUUUCAGCUUCUCAUCUUUGGCAAGUGGAAACUAGAGUUCGUGAUGUUAGAGACAUGAUGUUUUAUGGUGUGCAAGUCUUGUCAUGGCAAUUUCAUUAAAUUCUAAUAAAUCCGUCAAUAAUAAUAAUGAUGAUGAUGAUGAUGAU
Messenger RNA from Tarenaya hassleriana, 1240 nucleotides. Its product is annotated as nitrile-specifier protein 5-like. Bases 131 to 1129 code for a protein of 332 amino acids. The record is from RefSeq and is a predicted model, not a curated record. NCBI's taxonomy places the organism in Eukaryota, Viridiplantae, Streptophyta, Magnoliopsida, Brassicales, Cleomaceae. Gene Ontology annotation, cellular component: cytosol; nucleus. The transcript is spliced from 3 exons. Gene Ontology annotation, molecular function: protein binding; enzyme regulator activity. Gene Ontology annotation, biological process: nitrile biosynthetic process.